CGGUGAAAGAAAAUACGCAAUAAUUGUGAAACGACUACAAGUGAAAAUUUAAAAAGAAGCAAAAGAAGUUAAAUAUUGAAAAUAUGAUACAAUCCUAAUAAAAAUAAAACUGCACCAAUUCUAAAAUUGAAACCAAUUAAAAAUUCGCGCAUGUCUCACGCGGCAAUGACAGCAACAACAACAGCAAUCAAGUCGUCGACGUCUUUGUCGCUCAGAGUUUGCAAAAUGAAAUACUAUUGCGUUGCUCUGUGCGUGCUAAUUUUGUUAUUGGGCGGUACGAUUGCAUCAGCCUCAGCAUCAAAACAAAAUCAAAGCAAAGGUGCGAAUGCCGACUCUGCAGAAGUUGUGAGCAGUGAUGAGGACAAGGCGGAUUGUACGGAUCUUGCCCGUGACGAGGAGGCUUUAAUGGUAUUUUCAACGCUAGGCGGUGGUCUAACUGCAAUCGAUCCGACGACAAGCGAAAUACGCUGGACUAUAGCAGAUGAUCCGCCUAUUGUUGCAGAGCCGCAGGAAAAUGUGCAUGUGCCGCAUUAUUUGCCUGAUCCUAGAGAUGGCAGCAUUUAUCAGUUAGGACAAAUGGGCAGUCUAAAGAAGUUGCCCUACACUAUACCACAGCUGGUGGCCAAUGCGCCUUGUCGCUCAUCCGAUGGCAUUUUGUACUCGGGCAAAAAGAGCGACACUUGGUAUAUGAUUGAUCCAAAGACAGGACGACGUGAAAAGGUUAUGGGCUUUGGUGAUGCCAGCAUGGAUGGCACAGAGGAUGAGCAAAUUGGCUGGGCAACAUCGCGUGCUAUUUACUUGGGACGCACGCAGUACACGGUUAUGAUGUACGACAGUUUGGCUAAAGAUAAAAAUGUCAAACCCUGGAAUAUUACUUUUUAUGAUUAUAAUGCGUUAAGUGCGCCACCAGAGCUGGCGAAGGAGUAUGAGUAUAUACACUUGACCAGCACUAGCAGCGGACAAAUUGUUACACUAGAUCGCAAGCAGGGCAAAUUUCUAUGGCAACGUGAUCUAAGCAGUCCGGUAGUUGCUGCUUUUCUGCUAGGACCCGAUGGUUUGCUAAGCGUGCCCUUUACCACUGUAUCCGAUGAAGCUUAUCAAGCUAUAUUGGAAGAGUCUAAAAUAGGCAAUGUUAAUACUGUUAAACUAUUUCAAUCGCUGUAUGUGGGCGAGCAUCAGAAUGGACUUUAUGCACUACCCUCGCUGGUGGACAAGAAUACGCCGCGUAUUUCAACUACGCCUGCCAUUAAGCUGCUGGAUGGACCUGCUGCUGAGCAAAACAACAAUCAAGCAGCUGAUCCACGCACUAUUUACAUAAAUGACAUGCUGCAGGACAAUCCUGGCAUUAUGCUGGGUCAUUACAAUAUGCCCAAUGAUGGCAAUUUACAGCUGUCGCCUACACCUGCGGACAACAAAGAUGUGCAAAGUUUGGCUACCAUACACAACUAUAACGAUGGCUUUGGGCUGCUGGCAAAUAAUGAGAAAAACGCUGCUGACAUUGGCGUGCAAACAGAUCCAGAGCUGGAGCUUACAAUUGAGCCGCAGUUUAAUACCAUAAAUCGCACCAAAACAAUUAUACUGGCCAACAGCAACAAAGUGCAGGCUUUUAUUAACGAGUGGUUCAUGGAGCAUCCCAGCGGCAAAGUGCAUCAGAUACUGAUUGUUAUUGUUAUGGGCAUGAUUGCUUUAUUCUGGUAUACGUGCAGCACUAUGCGUGAGCUGCAGAAGCAGAGCGAGAAUGGCUCCAAAACGCUGGUGCCUACAGGUGGCAGCGCUAAUGGCAGCAAUGGUAGCAAUGGCAGCAACAUAAGCGCGCAGGAUCUGGUAGACUUGGGCAAUGGACAAGUGCGCGUGGGCAAAAUAAGCUUCAAUUCGAAUGAGGUGCUGGGCAAAGGCUGCGAGGGCACUUUUGUUUUCAAAGGCAACUUUGAGGAGCGCUUUGUUGCUGUCAAACGGCUGCUGCCUGAGUGUUUUACCUUUGCGGAUCGUGAGGUGGCGCUGCUGCGUGAAUCUGAUGCACAUGAGAAUGUUGUGCGUUACUUUUGCACCGAGCAGGAUCGACAGUUUCGCUAUAUUGCUGUGGAGCUUUGCGCUGCUACGCUGCAGGAUUAUACAGAGGGCGAGCGCGCGCUGGAGCUGCGUGAGCACAUUGAUAUAUGGCAGGUGCUUAUACAGUCCUCAGCUGGGCUUAGUCAUCUGCAUUCACUUGAUAUAGUACAUCGCGACAUUAAACCGCAGAAUGUGCUGCUAUCGCUACCCGAUGCUAAAGGCAAGGUGCGUGUUAUGAUCUCGGACUUUGGUCUUUGCAAGAAACUUAACUUUGGACGCACCAGCUUUUCACGUCGCUCCGGCGUCACAGGCACUGAUGGCUGGAUAGCGCCCGAAAUGAUGCGCGCCCAACGCACCACUACAGCUGUGGAUAUAUUCUCGCUGGGCUGCGUUUACUACUAUGUGCUAAGCGGUGGUCAUCAUGCCUUUGGUGACACGCUUAAGCGCCAGGCCAACAUACUUUCCCACGAGUACACGCUGGCCAAGCUGCGUGCUGAGGACGACAGCGAGCAUAACAAAAUUAUAUUAGCGGAGCAGCUUAUAUCUGAUAUGAUACACAAGGAUCCGCAGUCGCGUCCGCCCGCACGCUGCAUUGGCAAUCAUCCUUUAUUCUGGGAUGAGCCUAAGAUGCUUAGUUUUCUGCAGGACGUGAGCGAUCGCGUGGAGAAGCUGCAAUUCCAUGCUGAGCCGCUCAAAUCUUUGGAGAAAAACGGACGCAUUGUUGUGCUCGAAGAUUGGAACAUGCACUUGGAUGCGCUAAUCACCGACGAUCUGCGUAAAUAUCGCGGCUAUAUGGGCGCUAGCGUGCGCGAUUUGCUGCGCGCGCUGCGCAAUAAGAAGCAUCACUAUCAUGAGCUGACGCCAGAGGCGCAGGAGCUGCUUGGCAGCAUACCACACGAGUUCACCAACUACUGGGUGGAGCGCUUUCCACAGCUCAUAUCACAUGCCUAUCAUGCCUUCAGUAUUUGCUCAAACGAACCCGUUUUCAAGCCCUACUACAGCGCGGGCUAUCAUUUCUCGCGUCCUUGGUACUUUGAUGCCGACGAUGCGCUGUUUCCCAUGCUAAUGCGUGAUCCCAAGCCCAUGCCCAAGACAGGUAGUCCCAAGAAGACGCCGCCGCCGCCUGCUUCGAUGCUGAAGCAGCGCAAGGGCGCCUACAACUUUCGCAAGCCAGUCAAUGAGGAGCCCAUGGCUGGCGUCGGACUGCAGCGCAAUCUGGAGCUGGAUGGCCAAGCGCUGGAUGCUGCUGAUGCUGGCAAACGUGAUGUGUUUGCCAAUUUCAAGUUCCGCCGCACCAAGGCAAGCAAUCGUAACUAUGCAGGCAAUAAGGAGCAGGAGAAGGAAAAGUUUGUUAGCUGGACUCUGCCCUCAACCGCACAGGAUUAAAUACACAUGCAAUCAGUGUGGCAAUUUUGUUUAUUUAAUGUAAUGUAAUUUAGUUUAAUUUUUAGCAUAAAUAUUAUUAUUAUUAUUUAAAAUGUGCAAUUUUUAUGCAACUAUUCCAAGAUAAUUCCCAAUUUAAAUUCGUGUUUCUUAGCAAAAUGUUUCAAAACGUACUGAAGUUCAUACGAUAUAUAUAUUAAGUUUGAAGAAAUGAUAAGUGUGUUUUGCACACAAUUCAACUGUGAUAAUAAUUAAUAUUUAUAUAUUUCGAUGUAGUGCCGAAAUUUAUAUAGCAAAUAGUUAAAGUUAUAUAUUUUCAUUAUUAAAGCAUUCAUUGCAGUGCCUCCGCAUGUUACUGAGGCACUCGUUGUAUUUGCUACAACUUGUAGUUUAUAUAAACUUUAUAUAUAAAAAAAAUUGCACCUAGUAUUAAACAUUUCGUAACUGCAACCAAACCUUUUUUUCUAAUUAAAACCUAAACAAGUUAAUGGCCUUGAUUGCAAUUUUAUACAGCUUCACUUAAAAUAUAUAUAUAAAAAUCAA
This is a messenger RNA of Drosophila busckii, 3975 nucleotides long. RefSeq names its product serine/threonine-protein kinase/endoribonuclease IRE1 (gene Ire1). The transcript has 8 exons. Gene Ontology annotation, cellular component: IRE1-TRAF2-ASK1 complex. Gene Ontology annotation, molecular function: RNA endonuclease activity; ATP binding; protein serine/threonine kinase activity. Gene Ontology annotation, biological process: intrinsic apoptotic signaling pathway in response to endoplasmic reticulum stress; protein phosphorylation; mRNA processing. Bases 151 to 3435 code for a protein of 1094 amino acids. The record is from RefSeq and is a predicted model, not a curated record. NCBI's taxonomy places the organism in Eukaryota, Metazoa, Arthropoda, Insecta, Diptera, Drosophilidae.